Molecule: messenger RNA, 1962 nt
Organism: Uranotaenia lowii
Lineage: Eukaryota; Metazoa; Arthropoda; Insecta; Diptera; Culicidae
Exons: 1
Coding region: 1-1962 (653 amino acids)
Source: RefSeq, a predicted model, not a curated record
AUGAAUUCUUCUCAUGAGGACAUUUCGGACCAAGUUCCGACCGAAAACGGUCAGCAGCAGCCUACAAAUGGUGCCAGGAACCCUCCUCCAUCGUUUCCUCAGCAGCCAUUCAUACGUCCACCAGUUCUCCAGCAAGUCCCUCCAUCUCGUGCCGAUCCGUACAUGCAGUACCUACAGCAGCAGCAGCAAGGUUAUGUUUCGGAGCUGUUAAGGCAGCAGCAGGAGAUGAUGAGGCAACAACAGGAGGCAAUGAAACAGCAGCAACUUGCCUUCAUCCAGCAGCAGGAACAACUUAUGCGGAGCAUGAUGUCGUCCAUUCAGGUCCAAGUUCCUCCGAAUCCUGAAGCGCUACUAGACUCUUUAGCAAACAAUAUAAAAGAGUUCCGGUACGAUUUGGAUGGCCAGAUAACAUUCGCCGCCUGGUAUCGGCGAUACGAGGACUUGUUUGAAAAAGAUGCUAGCAGGCUGGAACCAGCAGCUAAAGUUCGUCUGCUAAUAAGGAAAUUGGGAAUCGCGGAACAUGACAGGUAUGUGAGUUUCAUUUUACCGAAAACGCCGAAAGACUUUACGUUUGUGGAAACAGUUGGGAAACUCACUACCUUGUUCGGAUCACCAGAGUCGGUCAUCAGCCGCAGAUACCGCUGCCUGCAGAUCUCCAAACAGUCUUGCGAAGACUAUGUGACGUAUGCCUGCCGACUAAACAAGUUAUGUGUUGAGUUCGAACUGUCUAAGCUAAGCGAAGAACAGUUCAAAUGUUUAGUUUUUGUGUGUGGGCUAAAGUCGGAGAAAGAUUCGGAAAUCAGAACACGUUUGCUGACGAAAAUAGAAGAGCGGAAUGACGUUACUCUAGAACAAAUUUCCGAAGAAUGUCAGCGCCUUCUGAAUCUGCGUCACGAUGCUGCUAUGAUCGAAGCUCCGGCAGCAUCCGUGAAAGUUUUGCGAUCCGGUAAACAACGAGCAAGAACGGUGAACAAAAAUCCAACCAAAUCGUUCCCGAAAAGUGCAUGUUGGCUCUGUGGGGGGAUGCACUAUGCUCGUGAUUGUGUCCAUAAGAACCAAAAGUGCAAUGAUUGUGGGAAGUGGGGGCACAAACCUGGAUUCUGCCAGAGCGCAGCGAAAAUGCGAAGUGGGAGAUUCGAGCAGCGGAAGGGCAGUGUUGCAGCAAAAGUGGUUACAGUGAACACUUGUAGUGUAAAAGAAAGACGAAAAUAUGUGAAAGUUGAUCUGAACGGAACAGUUGUGCGACUUCAAGUCGACACCGGGUCGGAUAUCAGUAUAAUAUCCAGUGAUACGUGGUGUAAAAUUGGAAAACCCGGACUUUGUUCGUCGACUGUUGUCGCCAAAACCGCAACCGGAAAGCCAUUGGACAUUUGUGGCGAGUUUGAGUGCACAUUAGUGAUUAACGGCAAAAGCUUGCCUGGACUACUACGAGUGACAAGUGAAAACCUCCAUCUAUUGGGAACGGAUGUCAUCGAAGUGUUUGGGUUGUGGUCGGUUCCUUUGGAUACCGUCUGUGGCCAAGUUACCAGCAGUAUAUCGACCUUAGAAGGAUUGAAGAGCGAGUUUCCGACGGUGUUCACAGAGCAACUGGGGCUUUGUAAGAAAGUGCAAGUGAAACUGGAGCUAAAAGCCGGCAAGUCACCUGUGUUCCGGCCGAAGCGGCCAGUGGCGUAUGCGGUACACGAAGCGGUGAACGACGAAUUGGAUCGUCUCGAACGGGAGAAAAUCAUCACACCUGUCGACUUCUCGGAUUGGGCAGCCCCAAUCGUCGUUGUCCGGAAAGCCAAUGGAUCGGUUAGGAUUUGUGGUGACUAUUCAACAGGGUUGAAUGAUGCAUUGCAGCCCCACCAGUACCCUCUCCCGUUGCCCCAAGACAUCUUUGCGAGUCUGGCAAAUUGUACAGUGUUUAGCCAGAUCGAUUUGAGCGAUGCGUUCCUCCAGGUUGAAGUGGAGGAUGGUUGA